GACGGGUAAGGAUUCAUUGGCAUAUAUACGUAUACUGUCUGAAAGUUUAUAUGUCAAAAUGUGCUUCAAAAUUUUCCUGAGCCGAAAACUUUCUUCAUCAUUAUGCCUUUUGGACAUUUCUAAGUCGGUCCAAGACGAAAAAGUUUAUUCGAUCAGCUCGAAAUUUUCUAAGUUCCAAACUUUAGUUGACUCAAGAUUGAUCCCACGGGUAACGGGUAAGCGUAAUACUAUUUAUAAUGUAGGACGGGUAAGGAUUCAUUUGCAUAUACGUAUACUGUCUGAAAGUUUAUAUGUCAAAAUGUGCUUCAAAAUUUUCCUGAGCCAAAACUUUCUUCAUCAUUAUGCCUUUUGGACAUUUCUAAGUCGGUCCAUGACGAAAAAUUUAUUCGAUCAGCUCGAAAUUUUCUAAGUUCCAAACUUUGGUUGACUCAAGAUUGAUCCCACGGGUAACGGGUAAGCGUAAUACUAUUUAUAAUGUAGGACGGGUAAGGAUUCAUUUGCAUAUACGUAUACUGUCUGAAAGUUUAUAUUUCAAAAUGUGCUUCAAAAUUUUCCUGAGCCAAAACUUUCUUCAUCAUUAUGCCUUUUGGACAUUUCUAAGUCGGUCCAAGACGAAAAAGUUUAUUCGAUCAGCUCAAAAUUUUCUAAGUCCCAAACUUUAGUUGACUCAAGAUUGAUCCCAAGGGUAACGGGUAAGCGUAAUAGUAUUUAUAAUGUAGGACGGGUAAGGAUUCAUUUGCAUAUAAGUAUCAUGUCUGAAAGUUUAUAUGUCAAAAUGUUUAUAUGUUAUACACUCUCUACAUUAUAAAUGCAGUUUUUUUUGUAAGAAUGCUGUUGCAUGAGUUUUGUGUUAUUUCGUUACCCGCAUACCUAAUGCGCACGCGCCGGGUUAAUGCGUCCCACAAGUCUUCCAUCAACGGAAUCGCAGCUGUAUAUACACGGAACCCGCACCAUGUAGUAAUGUGUGGAAGGCGAUGUAUUCCGGAAUCUUGCGAAAAGGGUGUCGGCACAAUGGUUUGGGGACCGCCAGCACUCUCCCCCAUAGUUCGUUAAGAUUCCGUAUGGUAUAUAUCAUCAUGUCUGGCGGCUAACACGAGAGAACUCCCGUUCUCGUCGUGAAUGUUAGCUGGAAAUUUUUAUUUAUUUCUAUUAAUUUUUAUUUACACACAUAUAAGAUAUAUCUUUGCAACAGCAAAAAAUUUUCUUACAAAAAUUGUCAACCUUUCACCAUGUAAAACAUGUCCAGCACGUUUUUUAUAUAGAUAUAUUUCUGUAUAUUUAGAAAAUUUCGAGCAGACACUGAAAAAAUUUUCUCUCAAACGGAUGAAUAUACGAGCGUGCUCAUGAGCAUACUGGAUGUUAAGGAUGCUAGAUUUCCGCAUACCCUGCAGUAGCCUCGGCGAUUUGUCGCGAUGAAUUAAGGAUAUGGGAUUUCGGCAUACCUUGUAGCUAGCCACUGUUUGUGAUGGCUAUAUGAAAAAGCAGUAUGUGGCCCUUUAGCUGCAGUACUAGUAUAGUUGAGAAAUCCGGGUAACGCGGAGCGAAGAACAAUCUAAAAAAAAACGUAUAAGCCUACUGAUUAAGACGGAUCUGCAAGUCUGUAAGUCAAAAUGUGCUUUAAAAUUCCCCUGAACCAAGAUUUUCUCCAUCAAUAUGCCUUUUGAAUCUUUUUAGGUUGAUCUAUGUCUAUGACGAAAAAACUCGGAUGUUCCAAUCAGUACGAAAUUUAGUUGACUCGAGAAUCCCGGAUAACGGAUAAGGUUAGUAUAACUUAUUAUGAAGGGCGGAUAACGAACAUUUGCACUAGUCAUCUCAAAUUUGAAAAUGUGUUCUAAAAUUCUCCUGAGCCAAAACUUUCUGCAUCAUAAUGUGUUUUGAACAUUUCUAAGUCGGUCGAUGACGAAAAAACUUUUUCGAUCAGCUCGAAAUUUUCUAAGUCUCAAACUUUAGUCGACUCAAGAUUGAUCCCACGGGUAACGGGAAAGCGUCAUAGUAUUUAUAAUGAUCGGACGGAUAAGGAUUCAUUUGCAUAUACGUAUACUGUAGGAAAGUUUAUAUGUCAAAAUGUUUAUAUGUUAUACAGUGUCUAUGUUAUAAAUCUAGUUUUUUUAUAAGAAUGCUUUUGCAUGAGUAUUGUGUUAUUUCGUUACCCGCAUACCCAAUGCGCACGCGCUGGGUUAUUGCGUCCCACAAGCCUUCCAUCAACGGAGUCGCAACUGUAUAUACACGGAACCCGUACCAUGUAAUAAUGUGUGGAAGGCGAUAUAUUCCAGAAUCUUGCGAAAAGGGUGUUGGCACAUAAUGGUUUGGGCGCCGCCUGCACUCUCCCCCGUAGUUCGUUAAGAUUCAGUAUGGUAUAUAUCACCAUGUCUGCAGUGUGGAUUAUAACGGUCGGCAAUCGGCUAUUUGCCGAACAAAAACACCAAAUGGCCGAUCAAUUUCAUUCUGCACGGACAUUUUGUCCGAUCAAAUAAAAUACACCACACUGUUCAUCUAAAUUGAAGGUAGUUUAUGUGAAAAGUACUGUUUGAAAAGCAUCUAACUAUGCCUACGAUACCAUGCAAUCAAUAAAUAUUUGGAUGAAAAAAUCACUCAGAGGAAACAUUGUCAUUGAGCUUCUCUUUUAGCAAAUACCCUCUCAAGUGACCGAAUCUCGAUAUAGUUACAGUCCAUAGCCGGCGGCGUUUACAAUACUUACAAAAAUAUGUUUCAUUUCUAUAAGCCGUAGGCCUAGCUAUAUAUUAGUAAAUACCUUUAUUUCCUAAAGAAACACAAACAAAGUGAAGGCGCGGAGGACGUUGCUAGUUGGCGUACGCCAAGCUUUUUUCUGCAUGCAAAUGUGCAAUCAAUAAUGGUACGUCGAUCUGUAGCACUGUCACGUAAAAAUGGUUGAAAUAGUUGGCUGAUCAUUCUUGACCAAUGUCCGAGCAACAGUCUCGUUAAUCGGACAUUUGUCAGACCUAAGCAAAAACGUUAUAAUGCACGCUGCAUGUCUGGCGGCUAACACGAGACAACUCCCGUUCUCGUCGUGAACGUUAGCUGGAAAUUUUUAUUUAUUUCUAUUAAUUUUUAUUUACACACAUAUAAGAUAUAUGUUUUCAACAGCAAAAAUUUUCCUUUCAAAAAACCAUGUAAAACAUGUCCAGCACGUUUUUUAUAUACAUAUAUUUCUGUAUAUUUAGAAAAUUUCGAGCAGACAGUGAAAAAUUUUCUCACAAACAGACGAAUAUACGAGCGUGCUCCAUGAGCAUAUUGGAUGAUAAGGAUGCUAGAUUUCCGCAUACCCUGAAGUAGCCUCGGCGAUUUGUCGCGAUGAAUUAAGGAUAUGGGAUUUCGGCAUACCUUGUAGCUAGCCACUGUUUGUGAUGGCUAUAUGAAAAAGCAGUAUGUGGCCCUUUAAUUAGCUGCAGUACUAGUAUAGUUGAGAAAUCCGGGUAACGCGGAGCGAAGAACAAUCUAAAAAAAAACGUGUAAGCCUACUGAUUAAGACGGAUCAACAAGUCUGUAAGUCAAAAUGUACUUUAACAUUCCCCUGAACCAAGAUUUUCUCCAUCAAUAUGCGUUUUGAAUCUUUUUAGGUUGAUCUAUCUAUCUAUCGGCUCGAAAUUUUCUAAGUCUCAAACUUUAGUUGACUCAAGACUGAUCCGAGUAACGUUAAGCGUAAUAUUAUUUAUAAUUAUCGGACGGGUAAGGAUUCAUUUGCAUAUACGUAUACUGUAUGAAAGUUGAUAUGUCAAAAUGUUCUUUAAAAUUUUUCUGAGCCAAAACUUUCUUCAUCCUUAUGCCUUUUGAACAUUUCUAAGUCGGUCCACGACGAAAUAAUUUUUUCGAUCAGCCCGAUAUUUUCUAAUUCUCAAACUUUAGUUGACUCAAGAUUGAUCCCACGGGUAACGGGAAAGCGUCAUAGUAUUUAUAAUGAUCGGACGGAUAAGGAUUCAUUUGCAUAUACGUAUACUGUAGGAAAGUUUAUAUGUCAAAAUGUUUAUAUGUUAUACAGUGUCUAUGUUAUAAAUCUAGUUUUUUUAUAAGAAUGCUUUUGCAUGAGUAUUGUGUUAUUUCGUUACCCGCAUACCCAAUGCGCACGCGCUGGGUUAUUGCGUCCCACAAGCCUUCCAUCAACGGAGUCGCAACUGUAUAUACACGGAACCCGUACCAUGUAAUAAUGUGUGGAAGGCGAUAUAUUCCAGAAUCUUGCGAAAAGGGUGUUGGCACAUAAUGGUUUGGGCGCCGCCUGCACUCUCCCCCGUAGUUCGUUAAGAUUCAGUAUGGUAUAUAUCACCAUGUCUGCAGUGUGGAUUAUAACGGUCGGCAAUCGGCUAUUUGCCGAACAAAAACACCAAAUGGCCGAUCAAUUUCAUUCUGCACGGACAUUUUGUCCGAUCAAAUAAAAUACACCACACUGUUCAUCUAAAUUGAAGGUAGUUUAUGUGAAAAGUACUGUUUGAAAAGCAUCUAACUAUGCCUACGAUACCAUGCAAUCAAUAAAUAUUUGGAUGAAAAAAUCACUCAGAGGAAACAUUGUCAUUGAGCUUCUCUUUUAGCAAAUACCCUCUCAAGUGACCGAAUCUCGAUAGUUACAGUCCAUAGCCGGCGGCGUUUACAAUACUACUUACAAAAAUAUGUUUCAUUUCUAUAAGCCGUAAGCCUAGCUAUAUAUUAGUAAAUACCUUUAUUUCCUAAAGAAACACAAACAAAGUGAAGGCGCGGAGGACGUUGCUAGUUGGCGUACGCCAAGCUUUUUUCUGCAUGCAAAUGUGCAAUCAAUAAUGGUACGUCGAUCUGUAGCACUGUCACGUAAAAAUGGUUGAAAUAGUUGGCUGAUCAUUCUUGACCAAUGUCCGAGCAACAGUCUCGUUAAUCGGACAUUUGUCAGACCUAAGCAAAAACGUUAUAAUGCACGCUGCAUGUCUGGCGGCUAACACGAGACAACUCCCGUUCUCGUCGUGAACGUUAGCUGGAAAUUUUUAUUUAUUUCUAUUAAUUUUUAUUUACACACAUAUAAGAUAUAUGUUUUCAACAGCAAAAAUUUUCCUUUCAAAAAACCAUGUAAAACAUGUCCAGCACGUUUUUUAUAUACAUAUAUUUCUGUAUAUUUAGAAAAUUUCGAGCAGACAGUGAAAAAUUUUCUCACAAACAGACGAAUAUACGAGCGUGCUCCAUGAGCAUACUGGAUGGUAAGGAUGCUAGGUUUCCGCAUACCCUGAAGUAGCCUCGGCGAUUUGUCGCGAUGAAUUAAGGAUAUGGGAUUUCGGCAUACCUUGUAGCUAGCCACUGUUUGUGAUGGCUAUAUGAAAAAGCAGUAUGUGGCCCUUUAAUUAGCUGCAGUACUAGUAUAGUUGAGAAAUCCGGGUAACGCGGAGCGAAGAACAAUCUAAAAAAAAAACGUGUAAGCUUACUGAUUAAGACGGAUCAACAAGUCUGUAAGUCAAAAUGUACUUUAAAAUUCCCCUGAACCAAGAUUUUCUCCAUCAAUAUGCGUUUUGAAUCUUUUUAGGUUGAUCUAUGUCUAUGACGAAAAAGCUCGGAUGUUCCAUCAGUACGAAAUUUAGUUGACUCGAGAAUCCCGGAUAACGGAUAAGGUUAGUAUAACUUAUUAUCAAGGACGGACACGGAUAACGAACAUUUGCACUAGUCAUCUCAAAUUUGAAAAUGUGUUUUAAAAUUCUCCUGAGCCAUAACUAUCUUCAUCAAUAUGCGUUUUGAAUCUUUCUCGGUCGAUCUAUGUCCAGUAUGACAAAAACAAUUUUCCAUCAGUCCGAAAUUUAAUUGACUCGAGAAUCCCGGAUAACGGAUAAGGUUAGUAUAAUUUAUUAUGAAGGACGGAUAACGAACAUUUGCAUAACUCAUAUCAAAUUUGAAAAUGUCCUGUAAAAUUCUCCUGAGCCAUAACUAUCUGCAUCAAUAUGCGUUUUGAAUCUUUCUAGGUCGAUCUAUGUCGAGUAUGACAAAAAUUUUUUUUCCAUUGGUCCGAAAUUUACUUGAAUCGAGAAUCCCGGGAAACGGAUGAGGUUAGUAUAAUUUAUUAUGAAGGACGGAUAACGAACAUUUGCAUAAGUCAUCUUAAAUUUGAAAAUGUGUUCUAAAAUUCUCCUGAGCCAUAACUAUCUGCAUCAAUAUGUGUUUUGAAUCUUCCUAGAUCGAUCUAUGUCCAGUAUGACAAAAAAAAUUUUCCAUCAGUCCGAAAUUUAGUUGACUCGAGAACUGACGAACUGAAAUUCUUGUGAAAUUAAAAACAAUACUAGAUUGUUGUGACCUGCUUAUCUCAUGCAGUGAAGAAGAUUCUAUAAGUCGGUGAAUGCGGUGAAAGGAUACAAUAUGAAGUCAAUACAGAAUGUUUAGCUGGAUUUCUUCGGGCCAAGUUCAAAAUAGCAAUAUUCUCUUCUACUUGUAAACCGAUUUCUCACAAGUGUAAAACGAAUAAGAAAUAGCCAGAAUAAAUAAAGGAAAAAAAUAUUGGGAGUCCGCUACAAAAUAUGAGUUCAACUGGAUUUUAACUCAAACGUUUAUCGAGACAGCCCAAACGACCUAGCACUAAGCCACCAGGGGACGAACGGAAUUUCAUGUGAAAUUAAAAACAAUAGUAGAUUGUUGUGAAGAUUGUGGUGAAGAAGAUUCUACAAUGAUUCAAUAUGAAGUCAAUACAGAAUGAUUAGCUGGAUUUCUUCGGGCCAGGUUCAACAUAGCAAUAUUUUCUACUACUUGCAAAGCGAUUUCUCACAUAGAACUAUAAAAAGAAUAAAAAAUAGCCAGAAUUAAUAAAGGAAAAAAAUAUUGGGAGUCCGCUACGAAAUAUGAGUUCAACGGGAUUUGAACCCAAACGUUAAUCGAGACAGGCCAAAAGACCUACCACUAUGCCACCAGUGGACGAUCUGAAAUUCUUGUGAAAUUAAAGACAAUAGUUGUUCAGACUGAUUUGAAUAUUCAUAUUUCAUUUAUUAUGCGAAAUACGAACGCGUACGGGGUCCCGGGGAAAAGCCCCGAAGAUUCCCGGAUGAAAGUGUGCUCGAGAGACAAAAAUAUAGUUUUUAGUGUGUUUUGGUUUGGAAUAUAUUCAUGUUUCUUUAUAAAGUUUUGGUACUUUUCUUGGUUUAAUGUUAAUUAUUGUUGCCCCAGUCGUUAGUUGGGAUGGCCCUAAGCUGGUGGUAACAUUAAAUGGUCCUUCUACGUCGGAUUGAAUUGGUAUAGUGGAAUUAUUUGUAUGAUAUAAAUAUGUCUGUUCAUGGUUCUGAAGCAAAUCGUGUGGUUGAAAGUGAAUUUGGUAGCGUUUCGUUGGAAGAAACACGUAUUCGAAGUAAAAGAUCGGUAGUUAAGAGGAGAAUAACUACAACUUUACGUAAAUUGGAGGGACUUGUGGCGAAAUUUGGUAGCAAAACAAUAAUAAAAGGGUAUGUGAAUAAUUUAUCUGAAUAUUUAAAAGAAGCUGAGGCACUUAAUACUCAACUUCUCACUCUGGUACAUGAAAGUGAGCAUGAAGCUGUUUUAAUUUGGUAUGAAGAACAAUUAGAAAGAGUCAAUGAUGCCAAAUUAGAGGCUGAAAGUCAUCUUGAGGGGCGCUUACAUGAAGUAUCCUCAGUCGCAGGAACAUUUCCUGGCAUGCAAGAAAGUGCGCAAAUACCGAAUUUAAUUAGCUCAAAAUCUGUAAUGACAUGUAGUUCAAAAUCAAGUGGAAAAGGAGCUGAAGUUCGUGCGAAAGCCUUUGCCGCAGAGUUAAAAGCUAAACAAUUAAUGGAAGAAGAAGAGAAAAGAAAACAAGAGUUGGAAAAACAAUUAGAACUUGAAAAAAUGUAGCUAUGGCUAAAGAAAUAGCUGAAAGAGCAAAACUCGAGGCUGAAGAAAGACGAAAGGUCCAGCAAGCGAAGGAUGAAUGGAUGCGUCUAAGGGCGGAAGCAGAGAUCCUGGAAAAUGAAGAGGACAACCCAGAAAGUUUGUCAAACAGACUACGUGACUUUGAAAAUGAGACAAAUGAUAAAGAACAACCUCCAACAGUACAUCAACAAAGUCCUCUGAGGAUUAUAACAGAAAAAUCAGCACCAGUGAAAGUUCCUGAAAAUACUACUCAUAAGGGAACAUUAAACAGUCAAGUUGGUCAGAAACUUCCUAGUGGAAAUAGUGUACCAAGUAUAUAUGUUCAACCCAGCUCUAAUAAUCUGCCAAGAUUAAAAUUAACCACUUUUGAUGGGGACUCUCUUAAGUGGCCUGAUUGGUCUUCUAUGUUUAAAUCAAUGGUUGGUGAUGCAAACAUAUCCCUAAAUGCCAAAAUGCAACAUUUACAGAACUCAGUUACGGGUAAAGCUAAGACUUCAAUCGAGGGGUAUGGCUAUAGUGGUGAUUCAUAUAACAAAGCAAUGUCUGAGCUGGAAUCCAGAUUUGGUAAACCAUCAUUAGUCAUCAAAGCCACUCUUGGUAAGUUGAGAACCUUCAAUCGCUUACAAGAUAAUGAUCCAGAAAGUGUUCGGAGCUACUCUGAUGUUGUGUCAACUACUGUAUGGACGCUGUCAAGAUUUGGUUAUGUGAGUGAUCUUAAUGCGGAAGCAAACCUGUCGUUGGCUACAUACAAGUUAUCAAAUGAACUGCUACUAAAAUGGAAAGAACAUGUCAAGGAUGGCAAACUAGACCGUCCAAACUUGAGCCAGUUUUCAGAUUGGCUCAAAGGGCAAGCUGAUAUUUAUGAUGAGUGUGCAAGGUCAUCAAAGAAGAAUUUCAAGAGCAAAUACCAAAAGCAGUAUGGCCCAUCAAAUAGAGGAGAAAAUCAAACUGUAUUAUCAUGCAUAAUGUUGGAUGGAAGUAAACAUAGCCUUAGUGAAUGUGCGAAGUUCAAGAGUUUAUCUGUCGAAGACCGACUUGUGGAAGUUAGGAAACAUCGACUAUGUUUUUGCUGUUUAAGUAAGGAACAUUGGUCAAACAAAUGUCCUGUAAGAAAGCAGUGUCAAAUAAAUGGAUGCAAAGGAUAUCAUCACAGUCUUUUACACAGAAUGGAAAAUAAGGAACCUGGCUCUGGAAAUAAACCACCUGAAAGAGAAGAGAACAUUGGAGCAACGUUUGAAAGUAAACAAUGUUCGCAGGUCAAAAGGGGUAUGCCGGUCUUACUCCAGGUUAUACCUGUCACUGUACAUGGUCCAAAUGGAUAUUUGAACACCCAUGCAAUGCUGGACAGUGGUAGUACAUGCAGUUUGGUCUUAUCUAGUGUUGCUGAAAAGCUUGGUUUGGAAGGUUCAGAGGAACGAAUUAUAUUGAAUGGAAUUCAGGGAACUUCUGAACUGAAUUCGAGACGAGUUAAUACUCAAGUAAGUGCAGUCAAUAUGGUGACACCACGUUUUGAUGUGAACGGAGCAUUGGUUGUUGAGCACUUGAAUAUUGCCCAGCAGAAGGUGAACUUGGUGGAUGUAAAGUCUAAAUGGCCGCAUCUAAAGGAAAUAGACAUACCGGAAGCGAGUAGUUGUGAUGUUUCGUUGCUUAUUGGUAGUGACUGUCUAGACAUUAUCUUACCCAUUGAGACACGAUGUGGUCCUAGAGGAACUCCAGUUGGAAUUCGUACAAAGCUUGGUUGGACGAUAACUGGACCUCUUCCGGGUUAUAUUCGGACAUCCGAGGGUAUCUUCCAUGCUUAUGUUCGUUCACCUGAUGAAGAGCUUCACAACCAAGUAAAGUUGUGGUGGCGUACUGAGGAAUUUGGAUGCAAGUAUGACGUGGAAACCCAAAGGUCGGUUGAAGAUGAGAAUGCAAUGCGGAUCCUGGAAGAGACAACAAAGAAAGUCGAUGGUAGAUAUGAAGUUCCACUCCUCUGGAAGAAUGGUGGAUCUAUGCAGAAUAAUCGAACAGUAGCUGAACAUCGCCUUGCAUUGUUGGAAAGGCGAUUACAACGUGAUCCGAACCUCGCUGAAGCAUACAAAGAGACUAUCCAUAGGGACCUGGAGAAAGGAUAUGUUAAAAGGAUUGUUCUUAAUGAAGGUGCUAUUGAAGAGAAGCAAUGGUAUUUACCGCAUCAUCCGGUUUUGAAUCCAAAUAAGCCUGGAAAGGUUAGACGAGUUUGCGAUGCUGCUUGUAGAUAUCAAGGAUCCUCACUUAACGAUCAUCUUAUAACUGGUCCUGAUCUACUUAAUUCCUUAACGGGAAUUUUUAUGAGAUUCCGUGAAGAAAAGAUUGCAUUAUCAGCGGACAUUGAAGCAAUGUUUAGUCAAGUCGCUGUGCCGAAAGAGGAUCAAACGGUACUACGUUUCUUGUGGCGUGAUUCUACUGACUCGGACACAGAAACUUACCAAUAUCAAAGGCAUAUAUUCGGAGCUAAGUGUGCUCCUACCUGCGCUAAUUAUGCACUUUGUCGAAAUGCCAAGGAUAACGAACACGAAUUUCCUGAUGCAGCCGCUGCUGUUGAACGUAAUUUCUACAUGGACGACUUCUUUAAGUCUGUUGAUUCG
Molecule: messenger RNA, 10415 nt
Organism: Paramuricea clavata
Lineage: Eukaryota; Metazoa; Cnidaria; Anthozoa; Malacalcyonacea; Plexauridae
Source: the annotation of a GenBank genome assembly